Messenger RNA from Trichoderma virens Gv29-8, 564 nucleotides. RefSeq lists its product as uncharacterized. The record is from RefSeq and is a predicted model, not a curated record. The transcript has 2 exons. Lineage: Eukaryota; Fungi; Ascomycota; Sordariomycetes; Hypocreales; Hypocreaceae. The annotation marks the transcript as partial.
GUCUUUACCCAAUUUAUUCCCACACUAAAGAUAUUGGGAUACCUACUCAGCACUCUCGGCGUUAAAUUUGUCUACUAUUCGGGCACGAUGCCGAGGCAGAAGCAGCAGGAUGCAAUGAACGCGUUCCAAAACGACCCAGAAACGAUGAUCUUGCUCUCGACCUUGAAAAGCGGCGGCCAGUCGCACAACCUCACCGUGGCGAACCGCGUCAUCAUCGUCGACCUUUGGUGGAACAAGACGGCGGAAAAACAGGCCAUCGGCCGGGUCGCCCGUAUGGGCCAGACGAAGAAAACAUAUUCAGUGCGUAUUGUUACAAAGCACACAAUGGAUGAACGUGUUAUCGAGGUGCAGACGGGUAAGGAAGCGACUAUUGCGCGAAUGCUUCAAGAUGAUGGACAUGAGCGUACUGAAGUUGAUGAUAAGCGCCUCAAACAGAUAUUUGAACCAAAGGAUAUCGACCAGGCAGAUUCGAAGAAGCGGAAAAGAAAGUAUGAGUCGUCUGGCUAUGGCGCCAGAAUGAGCAUGUCGCCUCCAGUCGAUGAAAGCGAGGAAAACUGGUAUUGA